Molecule: messenger RNA, 781 nt
Organism: Xyrauchen texanus (razorback sucker)
Lineage: Eukaryota; Metazoa; Chordata; Actinopteri; Cypriniformes; Catostomidae
Product: beta-taxilin-like
Exons: 3
Coding region: 71-397 (108 amino acids)
Source: RefSeq, a predicted model, not a curated record
UGCUUUGACAGCCGCUCAGAGUCUUUCUCAGUCAUCUACACACUCUCUCUGUGCUUCUGCUGGCCUAUGGAUGACUGUUCGUGAAGAUGAGCUGAAGAGGAAGGAAGGAAAUCACCACGCAUUUCCAGAGCCCCCUAACAGACAUCCAGGCCCAGGCCGUAACAACAAACUGUGCCAAGAGAACAAUGACCUGGCUGAGAAACAUAAAAACCUCAUUUCUAAUUAUGACCAACGAGAGACGAAAGCACUGAAGGAGAAGGAGUUUGCACUUUUUAGCCUGAAGACCCAGAAACUGGAGAGACUCUGUAUAGCUCUUCAGGAUCAAAGAAAAACCCUGUAUCAGAAGCUUCAAGGGUCCCAACAGCCUGGAUCCAACGCCACAGUCUCAACCGAGUAGGUCCCUGCUGAGAUCGAGAGUGUUACAGAAGCCACAGAGGAAAUUGCAGUAACUAUAGAAGAGGUGGCUGCCUCAACAGAAGUGGUCACCCAAGAUCCCACUCAAGACACCCCCAUACAACCAAUCAGUGAGUCCCCUGUAGAUGCAACACCUUUGACCACGAGCUUGCCGAUCUGAAGGCUGAGAAAUCUACAAGAGCUAGCAGCAGCUUUUACUAUCUGAAACUACUUGCCACCAGAGGCUUGUGAGGACUCAAACAGCUGUGGAUUUUCUAAAAGCACUCAAUAUAGGCAACGUGCUACAGGGGGCGACACUGAGCUUGAACAGAACUUUACAGAGGAGAUGGGCCCUCUCACAAACAUACUGUCACAAAUAAAGUUUAUA